Messenger RNA from Ostrea edulis (European flat oyster), 4030 nucleotides. Its product is annotated as Golgi reassembly-stacking protein 2-like. The record is from RefSeq and is a predicted model, not a curated record. The transcript is spliced from 12 exons. The coding region runs from base 123 to 1469 and encodes 448 amino acids. Gene Ontology annotation, biological process: Golgi organization. Gene Ontology annotation, cellular component: Golgi apparatus. Lineage: Eukaryota; Metazoa; Mollusca; Bivalvia; Ostreida; Ostreidae. Gene Ontology annotation, molecular function: protein binding.
AAUGCACUACUGCCACGUACCUGCCAUCUUGCUGUAAAUAAACUGCGUACACGGUACCGGUGAUAGUAAGUUCUGGUAGCAAUAAGAUUGUUUUUGAGUGUCUGACCAAGAAAAAACGCGCAAUGGGUGGAUCUUGGAGCGCAGAAGAAGUACCGGGUGGAGGUACCGAAGGGUACCACGUUUUGCGGGUACAAGAUGGGUCACCUGGACAUAAAGCUGGCCUGGAAGCAUUUUUUGACUUCAUUGUUGCCAUUGGAAAUACAAGAUUGAACCAGGAUAAUGACACCCUAAAAGAUUUACUGAAGGCAAAUAUAGAGAAGCCUGUAAAAAUGGCUGUGUACAGCAGCAAGACCCAGUCAGUGAGAGAAGUGUCCAUUAUACCGAGUCACAACUGGGGAGGUCAGGGUCUGCUGGGGGUCAGCAUCAGGUUUUGCUCGUUUGAAGGUGCAAAUGAAAAUGUUUGGCAUGUGUUGGAUGUGCAGCCCAAUUCUCCAGCAGAUUUGGCUGGUUUGAAAACGGAGGCAGAUUAUAUAAUUGGAGCAGACUCUGUUUUACAUGAGUCAGAAGAUCUGUUCACGUUAAUAGAGAACCACGAGGGUAAGCCAUUGAGACUGUACGUGUACAACACUCAGACGGAUUCUUGUAGAGAGGUCACAAUUACACCCAAUGGAGCCUGGGGUGGUGAGGGGAGCUUAGGUUGUGGUAUUGGGUAUGGAUAUCUUCAUCGUAUUCCAAAACGUCAGUUUCCUUCCUCGAAGUCGAAGGACAUUCCUUUAGUGCCCUCCCAGCCUUCAGUGGAUGGCUUUGCUGAGAAAUUGAGUUACGGAGGAAACUUGCCUCUGUCGGGUUUGAGUCCCUACAAGCAACAACUGAGGGCCGAUCUAAACCAAUUCCAGGAGGUUCCUUUGAGCAGCUCCUCUGCUGGAAUUACACAAGAUUUGACCAACCUCUCCAUCAAUACUGGUACACCAACCAUUCCAGUCAUCCCCCAGACUGACAAAUUACCAGGAGUACAGCCUCCAAUGGUCUUACCCAAUUUUUCAAUGGGUGCCCCAACAGGAAUCCCUCCUCUCUCCUCAUUACCCGCUGGUAUGGGUAACCUCCCAAAUUUAACCUCGAUUCCCCCUUUGACGACCCCUGUAUCUUUACCAGGUAUGCCACCAGGAGUGGGUCUUUCAUAUGCUACUGGAACAACAUUACCAACAAAUUUCCCUAAUUUACCCAUGCCGACUUCAAUGCCCCUUCCAACAUCAAUGCCCCUCCCUAACUUUCCCUUACCCACACAAACUCUGGUGGCCUCUCCAGCCAGUGGGAUCCCCACAUCAGCACCUACUGGAGUCCCUCAGCCGGCACUUCCCACGGGUAUUUCAUUGUCCACAUCUUCUGACACUAAUGUAACAAAUGUGACCGCGCCAGCUGCUCCUCAAGGACAGACAGCGUCACAGGAACCAGUGGCAGCCUCAUCAUAGUGAAACUUACAAUCUAGUACUAUUAUUUUAAAUUGGAUUCUCACUUUUUAUCUGUGAAAAGUUGGUGUUAUAUUUUUUAUUAUUAUUAUUUAUGGUCUGAAUCCUGUAUAUUGGUUUCUUGUACAUACUAUCAUUAUUUGUGAGAAUUUUCUGGAUCUGUAUAUUACAUGUACAGGCAUGUAAGAAUGUUACACAUCAAUAUCUAAUGUUUUGAUAUGUGAGUGCUGAUAAAAUGAAUGUUUGAAGCAAAAGUGUGUGGUUUCUGAUUUCAACAAAGACGUUUAUUUUACUCGAGAUAUACAGUGGAAUUUAAUUACAGACAUUAACAGAAUACUGAUUGUAUCUUGUAAGAAAUGUUUAAAAUGUUUUAUUGUAAUGUGUACAGAUACAGGCAAUAUAUAACCAGGUUAACAUGUGUAUCAUUGAUGUCAUUCACACUGUUUUGGGUUAUCGUGUACAUAUUGUGUAUUUGUUCAUCUUAUUGGAGAACACAUUUAGAAGAUCUUAGAUGACAUAGUUAUCACAACUGUUACAGAUUCUGUGAAGUAACUUGGAACCACUAUAUUGUGCUUGUGAUGUAAACAACACAAAUAAUGUUUGUGAGUGACAUUAGAUGGAUAGGUAGAGAAAGCAUAAUGAAAGAGGAAGAUAAUGGAGGUCAGUACCUCGUGAGUCUGGAUGCAUAAUUGCAUUUGAUCACAACAAAGUGACAAAAAUGUACAGGCAAUUGUUUUGGCAUGAACCUAUAUAAUAUAAUGCAUUUAUUAAUUUGAUUGUGUUAUAUUUUUAAGGGUAGUUCAGGAUUCUUUUUCUAAAAUGUGGUAUUUGGACAUUUUUUUUCCUAAAGUCAUUACUUUUGUUCACUUGUUUUAAGAUUAGAUAUGAAAGUACUUUUUAGCUCACCAGGACGAAUUUCCAGAUAGUUAUUGUCAUGACCUCGGUGUAGGCAUCACACUUUUAAGGGGAAAAACAUCAACUUUGGCUAUACAUCUUGGACCGAUGGGGCUUUGAUAUUUCACAUAUCACUGUGUACAGGCCAGUGACAAAUAAUCUUAGAAUGAUGCAAAUGAAUAAUCAAUCGUUUGAAUUAUAAAAGCGAUUUAUAAAAUUCUUACUGAUGAGGUCAGCUGCCAUUUUUUGAUGACUGUAAUAUAUACUCGGUCAUUGGCUUGUACACAGUGAUAUAUAUAGAUUCCAGAGGUGUUUACCACUACGGAUUUUCCGUAUUUUAUACGGAUUUUAAAUGUAAAAUACGGACUACGGAUUUUUUCACGGAAAUACGGUUUCCAAUCCGUUUCCGAAAUUAUUAUUUUUUUUCAGUGGAAUGCUUGAAAGAGCAUUAUUAAAUGUGCUCAUUUAAAACGCGGUAGAGAUAGCGACUUAAGCGUCUAUCGGAAUACAUCUAAAUUGAUCGUUCCUGUUACUUGCUUUCAAAGUAGGUAUCGAAGGUUUUUGCGGGAAACGUGCAGAAGGAAUGAAAUGUCGAAACGGGGGAGUCCGCUGGACUCUUCUGAUGAUGAACACUCUCCAAAGAAACAAAAACGACGACAGACAAGUGAUCAGAAAUAUAAGGAGUGUUAUUCAAAACUGUGGCCAUGUUUGACGUCUUCCAAACGUGGCGUGUGCAUGGUGCGCUGCAACGUGUGUUCUUGUGAUUUUUCAUGCAGCCAUGGAGGAAAGAACGAUUGCAAAAGACAUGUUGAAUCUAAAACUCAUAAGGAAUUGAACACUAUGAAAAACUCUAAUAUGUCUAUGGCAUCUUUUGUCUCUCAAAAGUCAGUGGAAAAAGAACAUAAACGGUCAGUUACACGGGCUGAGGUUAUGAAGUUUUGCGUCACAGAAAAAAAUCAACCAAAUUUAUUAUUUUGUUAUCUUAGAAAUGACUCUUAAAAACUGUCAGAAAGCAGGAUUUUGCAUCUAAUUUUUCAAAACCCCUAGCAGGUUCUCACCGCUAUGCGGUGCUCACAUCGCAUACUACUGAAAAAUACUGAUAAAACAUCAUAUAAUACUGAUACUCUUAAUUAUGGGUAAACACCUCUGAGAUUCCUCAUGACCAGGUCUUUCAUUGAUAUCAAAACUAGUGACCUUGACCUACUUUUCAAAAACUUCUUUUUGAAGCAAGGGGGAUAUGGUAAUUAGAAUGGUGCGUCCGGGCGAGCUACAUUGUCUUCUGACACCUUGUUUAUAGGUAUAGGCAUAUUUUGAAUGUAUUACAGGGACAUCUACUUAAAAUCUGCAUGAAGAUUUUUUAAAAGUUAAACAUUCAUUAGAAAAGACACAAAGUGUGUUAAGCUUUCGAUAGAUAAAAGUAUUUUCUUAUUUGCUUGCUGUAUAAAGUUUUGUUUACUGAUAGAAGAAAACCAUGUGAAAGUCAUCAGUGUCAUGUCAUUUUUCUUUCUAAAUAUUAAGCUUACUGUUACUUUUUUCCUUCUAAAUAUUAAGCUUACUGUUACUUUUUUCCUUCUAAAUAUUAAGCUUACUGUUACUUUUUUCCUGUAUAUAUUCAAUAUCCUACUAAUUUCACAGUGCAUGGAUAUUUCUAAUGUACAUUUAUCACUAUU